AUGCUGCCUCUCUCCUCACCCUACCCUGCCACGGCAGCAGCUCGGCGGACACUUGUCCAUCAUUCCAUUUCCCUGCUCCAGUCUACGGGGCCAUUUGCAGCAACACGGUCCCUGAGCAGCUCUGCUGGUGCUCCACGCCCGCCGCGUCCUCUCCUCUCGCGGGCCCGACUCUGCUGGACAGCAAAUGGGUCCGGCCCGGCGCACCACCGGUUCCGAGCGUACCAUUCAUACGACCACCCUGCACCGGCCGGACCGUUCAACGAAGCCGAGGAAGCCAUUCUCGCUGCCGCGUACCGCCAGGUCCCUGAGCAUGGCUUCUCGCCCGAGGCGCUGGCCAUUGGCGCACGAGAGGCCGGCUAUCUCGACAUCAGCACGAACCUGCUUGCCGACGGACCCUUCAGUCUAAUACGAUGGCAUCUUGUCAAGCAGCGGGAAGCACUUGCGGCGCGAAAGACGGUCCUGUUCCCGGAUGGGGCAACGAUCGAUAAUAAACCAGUUUCUGUGAGCGCCAAAGUCGAGGCGCUAACGUGGGAGCGGCUGCUCGGAAAUGUCGACAUCGUGGGACGGUGGCAAGAGGCUCUUGCUAUGAUGGCGCAGCCUAGCUGUGUCCCAGCAUCUCUGAAAGAGCUCGCCACUCUGGCAGACGAAAUUCUGUUUCUGGCGGGCGAUGUAGCUGUCGACUCGACUUGGUACACGAAGCGGGCUUCACUUUCGGCCAUUUACGUGGGCGCCGACUUGUUUAUGACUACUGAUCAGUCGCCUGGCUUUCAACACACCCACAUGUUCCUACGGCGACGCCUUACUGAGGCAACUGACGUCGGAAAUGCAGCCGGCUCGGUACGGGAAUGGAUAAGCUUUACCGCAAGCGCAGGCAUCAACAUGUUGAGGAGCAAGGGCAUGCGGAUAUAG
Messenger RNA from Lasiosphaeria miniovina, 909 nucleotides. RefSeq names its product COQ9-domain-containing protein. The coding region runs from base 1 to 909 and encodes 302 amino acids. NCBI's taxonomy places the organism in Eukaryota, Fungi, Ascomycota, Sordariomycetes, Sordariales, Lasiosphaeriaceae. The record is from RefSeq and is a predicted model, not a curated record. Gene Ontology annotation, cellular component: mitochondrial inner membrane. Gene Ontology annotation, molecular function: lipid binding. The transcript is spliced from 2 exons. Gene Ontology annotation, biological process: ubiquinone biosynthetic process.